Cordyceps fumosorosea ARSEF 2679 is the source of this 4323-nucleotide messenger RNA. RefSeq names its product ABC transporter, transmembrane domain, type 1. The coding region runs from base 1 to 4323 and encodes 1440 amino acids. Lineage: Eukaryota; Fungi; Ascomycota; Sordariomycetes; Hypocreales; Cordycipitaceae. The transcript has 5 exons. Gene Ontology annotation, biological process: transmembrane transport. Gene Ontology annotation, cellular component: membrane. Gene Ontology annotation, molecular function: ATP hydrolysis activity; ATP binding; ABC-type transporter activity. The record is from RefSeq and is a predicted model, not a curated record.
AUGGACGAUACAUCAUUUGGCCCCCGCUUGCUGGGCCAUUUUGACUUUACCCUCCUCUUUGAACACACAAUAUUCCACAUUGGGCCGUCCGCCCUCAUACUCUUUGCAACACCCUUUUAUAUUCACCGACUAAUUCGCGGCCCCGUUCUCAUCCGUCCCGGCCGGCUUCUCCUCGGAAAGCUGGCGGCUGCCACGGCCCUCGUCGCCGUGCAGGUAGCAAACCUGGUCUUGUGGUGCUCGUCCGACCUCGACCACCUCGACCUGAAGCUGGGUCGUAUCGCAGCCGUCUUCUCCUUGCUCAGUGCGAUAUGUAUAACCAUCAUCACCACUUCGGGACACCUCAACUUCCUUGCCUCUUCCACGUUUCUUGGUCUAUUCCUGACUAUUACCCUCCCCGCUGACAUUGUGACUACCCUGACCUACCACAGUCGGCCGGGCCUUGUGCAGAUUGCACGACUUCAAAUUGCCGUUCCUGUUCUCAAGUUUGUCUUGAUGGGACUGGAAGAGGUCUCCAAGCGGUCCCUCAUUCAUGCCUCCAAUGUCCGCGCCUCGCUGGGCGGCGAGGGUCUGGCCGGCUUCUGGAACAAGUCGCUGCUCAUCUGGCUAAACCCCCUGCUGCUUUUCGGCUUCCGGCAUAAAAUCACGAGCAGCUCGCUCCCCGCUCUCGCCUCCCAGUUUGCAUCGGACAUGCUCUAUCGCGAGUUUGAGAGCAAGUGGGAGUCGCGCACGAGGAAAACUUCGAGAUUUGCCCUGGCAAUUGUUCUAUUUUUGGCCAUACCUUGGCCAUUCUUAUAUGUCUUGUUGCCCCGUCUGCUGGUGACGGGAUUUACCUUUUCUCAGCCUUUUCUGCUCCAGGAUAUUGUGAACGAGGUUUCGACGACAAAUCCAUCCGUCGACGUUGAACAUGGCCUAUUGAUUGCAACGGCAAUCAUCUACACUGGGCUGGCGGUCUCGCGGUCUUGGUAUGUCUACGUGAAAAACCAAGCCAGAAUCUGUGUGCGAGCAGUCCUGGCCUCGGCCAUCUACCACAAAUCGUUGAGACUCGAUGCAACUGAACUAAACAAGAAAGCGGCCGUCACAUUGAUCAAUACCGACUUGAAAGGUGUUGAUCAGCUGGUGGAGCUUGGUUAUGAAAGCACCGCCUACAUUCUCGAAAUCGGUCUUGGAAUAGCGAUGCUGUCGAGAUUUGUAGGGGCUGCCACCAUAUUCGCCCUCAUUCCUACCAUUCUCGCAACUGUUCUCAUCUUGUUCGUCGCCAAGAAAAUGCUCGCUACCCGUCGCAGAUGGAACGAGCACAUUGCGGCUCGCGUUGAGACAACGUCAAACAUGCUCGCCCAAUCCAAGGAUAUCAAGAUGAUGGGCCUUUCUCCAGCGUUUGCUAUGGAUCUUCAAGAGCGGUUUGAGGCCGAAACACGGGCCUCGAUGAAAGACCGCGACUACUUCACUGCCUCUCUGACUCUCUCCGCCUUUGGCGCCUCGGUGACUCCUGUGCUGGUUGUCGCGGGAGCUCUCUUUUGGAGUCGCUCAUCGGAGCCGAUGACGGCCUCGAGAUUCUUCACCACGCUGGCCUUUGUGCAGCUUGUUGCACAGCCGCUUGCCCUCUUCCUCGAAUACAUACCCUACUGGUCGACCGGGUUUGCCGCGCUGUGCCGCAUUCAAGAAUUCCUGGCAAUCCCCGAGAGGAAGGAUCCGCGAGGAUUCGUCCUUGACCCCAACUCCAGCAGCAGCAUCAGCAGCGAGAAGGGUAUAAAAAAGAGGCACGUACCCGGCACUCACCUCGCGGUAGAGAUGCUGUAUGUCUGCGUCACCUCGGACUUUGCAGGCCCUAUCUUGCGGGGAGUGUGCGCGGGGUUUCCGUUUGGCACCGUUGCCAUGAUAUUCGGGCCGGUUGGAUGCGGCAAGACGACCAUGCUGAGCAUUGUUCUGGGAGAGGCUCGGCUCAGUCACGGCGAGGUCAAGCUUGCGUGUGAUUCCCUUGCUUACUGCAGCCAAGUGCCCUGGAUCCAAAACAUCACGAUCCGGCUCAACAUCAUUGGCCAGAAGCCGUUUGACGCAGCAAAGUACGCUAGAGUCGUGUAUAUCUGUGCUUUGGAUGAAGACUUUGAGCGGAUGCCGGAUGGUGACCAGACCGUCGCGGGCACUGAUGGAUGUAAUCUGAGCGGAGGGCAAAAGUCGCGUAUUGCGCUGGCAAGAACGCUCUAUCUGGAAGCGGACAUUAUUCUACUGGAUGAUCCCUUCAGCUCACUCGACCGAGAGACGGCGUCAACAGUCCGUAUCAGGCUCUUUAGCGAGAGCGGCUUGACCGAGGACGGUCGCACGACAGUCAUCAUGACGACCAGCAACAAGGCACACCUUGUUGAUGCGGAUCUUCUAUUCCGAAUUGACACAAAUGGAGAGGUUGAGAGAGCUCCUCUGAGAACACGUGAACUCUCGCCAGAUUCAAUCAUGAGGCGCAUGGCUGUUCAAGAGGAGUCCAUGUCCAAGGCGUCGACCAACCAGGCUGUUGAUCUUCCUGCUGUCAAACCAAACGACGAUUCCCGCGACGCGAACGGCUAUGAUAUACGCGCUGGAGACUUCUCCCUCUACUCGUACUUCGUCGGCCCAGCCGGCACCCUGAAGAUCUUGUUCUGGUCGACUCUCCUGGUGCUGUCUGCCGUCGCGGAGCGGAUGCCGCAGAUCUUUGGGCGCGUUUGGAUGGAGACGGACCCGACCAACGACAAGUACUACGCGGGAUACGCCAUCUUCGGCGUCGUAAAUCCCAUCAUGCACGUCUUCUCCAUCGGCGGCUUCUACCACCUCGUCAACGCCAAGGCCGUCAACGCGCUGCACUGGGCGCUGGCGGACACGACCAGCCGCGCCACGCUCGAGUUUCUCUCCGAGGAAGAUGCCAGUUUCCUGCUCAACAGGUUCAGCGUCGACACUUCCAUGGCAACGCAGACGCUGCCGACGACCAUCAUCACCGUCGUCUGGUGCGGCCUCUCGGUGCUGAUUGACGUCGGCGUCAUCGCCUCGGGCGCCAGCUACGCGUCCCCCAUCAUCCCCGUCUUCCUCCUCGUCGUCUACCUCAUCCAGCGCUUCUAUCUGCGGACGUCCCGACAGCUGCGCGAGAUGGAGCUGGACGUGUCCAAGCUGCUGACCAGGCACCUCGUGGAGACGACGGCUGGGAUCGAGCACAUCCGCGCGUUUCGCUGGCAGGACGCCUUGACGCACGAGUUCCACGAGAUCCUCGACCUCACGCAAAAGCCCUUCUACUUCCUGAUAUCUAUCAACCAGUGGCUACGGUCCGUCAUGGACCUCAGCACGGCCGCGUGCGCAGUGUCCAUCGUCGGCCUGGCGCUCAAGUUCCACAACACGGCCUCGCCCGCGUCCAUGGGCCUGUCGCUUCUCAGUCUCCUCUACUUUAGCGAGAUUGCCGCCAUCUUUGUGCGGUACUACGUCAACAUGGAGAUGGCCUUUGGCGCCGUUGCUCGCAUCAGGGCCUUUAUGAGGAACACUCCCAAGGAGGCCCAGCGAGACUGCGCGCCGGUGCCGGACGACUGGCCGCCUGCGGGCAAGCUGGAUUUCAGCUGCGUGGGUGUAGCCUACAAGCCGGAUACGGAGAAACCGCACAAGGUGUUUAGAAACGUCUCCGUCACGGUGCAGCCCGGACAGACCAUUGGCAUCAUUGGUAGAACCGGAAGCGGAAAAUCAACGCUUCUCCUUGCACUUCUGCAUCUAAUCGAAUACUCGGGGACCAUCCACAUCGACAACCGCGAAGUCAAGACGGUGCCCCGGGAGCUCCUCCGCUCGCGCAUCACCACCAUCACGCAAGGCGGCCUCGAGAUCACCGGCUCCGUCCGCCUCAACAUGGAUCCCUUCCGCCUGCACGCCUCCUCCUCCUCCUCCUCCCACGCCGUCGCCACAACUACCGCCACCGACGACGCCGGCCUCGCCGACAUCCUGCGGCUGGUCGGCCUGUGGGCGGCCGUCGAGGAGGCUGGCGGUCUCGACGCCGCCGUCUCCCGGCUACGGCUGUCGCGCGGCCAGCGGCAGCUGCUACAGGUGGCGCGCGCGGUCCUGCACCGGCGUGUGACCGGCUCGCGAGUGCUGCUGGUGGACGAGGCGACAUCGAGCAUGGACGCCGAGGCCGAGGCGCUCGUCGCGCAGGUCAUCGCGGCCGAGUUCGCGGGCUGCACAAAGGUAGUGGUCGGUCACCGGAGGGCGCUGCUGUCACGGGCCGACGUCAUCCUGCGGCUCAACAACGCGGCGGAUCCGGUGGUGACCAGGUUCGAGGCCGGCGGGAGCGAGGCUGAUCGAGAACGAUUGUGGGUGCAUCUGAGCUAG